Messenger RNA from Ustilago hordei, 1467 nucleotides. RefSeq lists its product as uncharacterized. The record is from RefSeq and is a predicted model, not a curated record. Lineage: Eukaryota; Fungi; Basidiomycota; Ustilaginomycetes; Ustilaginales; Ustilaginaceae. The coding region runs from base 1 to 1467 and encodes 488 amino acids. The transcript has a single exon.
AUGGCAGCACGUAGCAACAGUACUGGUGGAGCGCAUCCAAAGCCUACUGGACCUCUCGAUGCUCAAGGACGUAAGUCGACUACGCAACCAUCUGUCUCUCUCGCUACAGGUAGAGGUAGUUCCUCGAUGUCAUCUGCGACAAGGCCAGUGUCGAUGGUUCGCUCGCCUCCAGAUGUAAGCGUUGCGAAAAGGGUUGAAUCGCAACGCUCCAAUUGGUCUCGUUUGCCCACGCCUACUGGCAGUGCUGCUUCCAGUCGACCCAGUAGCGUUGUUCUUGAUGGAUCCGCCUACAGGUACUCUCUUAAUGUUGGCAGCAUUUCUCGUUUUCCUCCUUCGGCAGCUAGCGGGUUUGGAGCAAACUCCAUCAUAGCUGCAAACGCUGCAGGACGAGAGAGAAAGCAGCUCUUAUGUUCAAGCACAAAAGAAAGUCAUCCAGCUACCGACCCAAGCCGAGCAUCUGUGUUGUCUACGGGCUCGUCCAGGUGUUCUUCGAGAUUGUCGAGUAGAUAUAUGGCAGAGGAAGUUGCUCCGCAGCGAAGACCUGUUUACCUUGCCCUGCCCUCAGAUCCUGCUGCCCUCGGUCCUUGGUCUAGUACCGGAUCGACACUUGUAACCGCUCAACAGCAGCAGCAGCAGAAGCAGCAGAAACAGCAGAAGGCGGAGAAGGGGAAGGAUAAAGAGGCUGGCGUGAAGAAUGCUCAAGAUGCGCGCGGGAGGAAUAGUAAAAUCAUGACUACUUUUCCUUUUCCACACCCUGUUACGCUGAGAAGGAGAAGCGAUAGGGGAGGUAAUACUGGACCAUCUGGUUCGAGUAGUGGUGCAGGUUCAGGGUUAGGUGCGGCAUGGCAACGACUUCUAACAGCCAUUUUUGCUGGUCCCUAUGAACGCCAACUGAACAGGGAGGAGCAGGAAGAUGACCGUAUAACGCAAUCCAUUAUUCAGGAAAUUGCUCAGCGCAACUCUUCUCAUCCUCACCCUAUCACCAACACCAUCGCCAGUAGGACGUCUUAUGGAACUCUACCAAUCCCCAAGCUCGCCUCGCCGCAGUCAGAGGAGGAAGAAGAUCGCUCGGAUCCAUACGGCUACCGUCGUUUAGCAGGUCCACAUCUCCUACCCUCCUACACAACAGACUUGGUCGCAAGAAGAAGGGAGAGGAGAAGAGCGAGAAGUAGAGCUAGGUUUCAAUGCAUGGCCACUUGGACAAUUUGCACAGUUAGUGUAUUAUUGCUCAUCAUUCUCUUGGUUUUGACAUUCAGCUUUCUAUUUCCAAAUCGACUCGAUAUUCCCUCCCAUCACGAUGAUGGCCAGGAUGCCAACGACCAUGAGAAUGCCAAUGACGAUGGGCCGCAGAACUUGCUGGUCAAAGCAACGCGAAACCUCCUGUACUGGACUAUGAACAAGGUCGCACUGCAGCUCAUGUCCAACAUAACCCUACUUGGUCCUAGUCGCAUUCCGAACGCUUUCUAA